This is a messenger RNA of Mesorhabditis belari, 306 nucleotides long. The record is from the annotation of a GenBank genome assembly. NCBI's taxonomy places the organism in Eukaryota, Metazoa, Nematoda, Chromadorea, Rhabditida, Rhabditidae.
AUGGAAGCACCGCCUAAAGCCACGAAAACAUUGGAAUGCAAGGAAACGUUCGACCAAGAGACACUGAAAGCGACAUGGGAUGCCGAGACAGCGCCCGCCAAUAUCCCUGCAUAUUCCACUCGUCAAAUCGCUUUUAACACCGAGCUAACAACACAGGACGUGAAAGCGAUAAAUGAACUCGGUCGACUAAACGCCAUGCAACUCCAUGAAUACAUCACCAAUUUGCAAAAUAGCGCCUAUUUAAUCGGAAUUGAUGAGGCCCGACAAUGUUCCAAAGGAAAAUUCCUACAAGUAUUCAAGAAGUCG